AUAUGAUGGAAGUGAAAGAGGAGAGUCAAGCUGAAGUGGAUGAGAAACAUCAGAUUGUAAAAAUAAAUCAUAAUGUUUCACAGAAAGAAACUCUGAAGACAGAAGACAUAAAGUGUGAAAAUAGUUUCAGUGAAGAUGAACGCCCUGAAGAUCACAAGAGGACUCACAGUGAGGAGAAACCUUUCACAUGUCAACAGUGUGGAAAGAGUUUCGGAAGAAAAGUUAACCUGAAAACACACAUGAGGCUUCACACCGGAAAGAAAAGACACCCAUGCCAUCAGUGUGGAAAGAGUUUUACAACUGCAAGUAACCUUAAGGUACACAUGAGGAUUCACACUGGAGAGAAACCUUACACAUGUCAACAGUGUGGAAAGAGUUUUACAACUGCAGGUAACCUUAAAGGACACGCGAGGAUUCACACUGGAGAGAAACCUUACACUUGUCAUCUGUGUAGAAAGAGUUUCACUUCUGAAAGUAACCUUAAGGUACACGUGAGGAUUCACACAGGAGAGAAACCAUUUGUGUGCCAAGAGUGUGGAAAGAGUUUUGUAACUGCAGUUGAACUUAAGAUACACAUGAGGUCUCACACAGGAGAGAAACCUUACAUUUGUCAUCAGUGUGGAAAGAGUUUCUCUGAUGAAAGUAACCUUAAAAUACAUGCAAGAAUUCACACUGGAGAGAAACCUUACAGAUGCCAUGAGUGUGAAAAAUGUUUCAGAUGCAAAAGUAACCUGAUAACACACAUGAAAAUUCACAAAGGAGAGAAACUUCACGCAUGUCUUCAGUGUGGAAAGUGUUUCAGUAUGAAGCGUGACCUUAAGAGACACAUGAUGACUCACAGCGAAAAGAAACCUCACGCAUGUCUUCAGUGUGAAAAGAGUUUCAUAGAUAAACUUGGACUUGAGACUCACAUGAGAAGUCACACUGGAGAUAAACCUUACAUAUGUCUUCAGUGUGAAAAAAGUUAUAUAAGUGAAAAAAACCUUAAGACACACAUGAAAGUUCACACUGAAGGAAAACCGUUCACUUGUCAACACUGUGAAAGGCGUUUUACAAGGAAAGCUCACCUUAAAGCACACGUGAGAAUUCACACUGGAGAGAAACCAUUCACUUGUCAACACUGUGGAAAGAGUUUUACAAUAAAGGGUGCCCUUAACAAACACAUGAGAAUCCACACUCGAUAGAAAUCAUUCAUGUGUCAACAGUGUGGAUUUGACAACAAAGUUUAUAAAUCAGCUGAGGUCUUAUUAAUAAAACUGUCUGGGGGAUCCUUAAUAAAAGUCUACAUGUGUACAAAUUCCCAA
Molecule: messenger RNA, 1304 nt
Organism: Misgurnus anguillicaudatus (oriental weatherfish)
Lineage: Eukaryota; Metazoa; Chordata; Actinopteri; Cypriniformes; Cobitidae
Source: RefSeq, a predicted model, not a curated record